Messenger RNA from Parascedosporium putredinis, 357 nucleotides. NCBI's taxonomy places the organism in Eukaryota, Fungi, Ascomycota, Sordariomycetes, Microascales, Microascaceae. The record is from the annotation of a GenBank genome assembly.
AUGGCGAAGAGCGCAAGAGCCAGUUCCAGGAAGGUGAACAACCAACGGUUGAAGACCAAUGUCUUCGGCCCUGUCGAGUCGGCGAGGGCAGAGCGUCUGUCCGCAAAACUCAUGGAACUUGCCAAUCAACCGAAGCCUCAGAGGGAUACGGAAAUGAAGGCGGAUGAUCUAGAAUCCAAUGCUGGCGAAGACACCGCGAAAGAGACUGCAGAAAGCACAGAAAUGGAUGUCGACUCUGCUGCAAACAAGGCCGAAGUCCGACGCACAUCGAAGAAGCUCCUCAUGUUGAAGAAGCGGCGCAAGUCCAACAUCGUCUUCCCCAAAUACGGCGAUAGGAAAAUCAAGGGUCGGAAAUAG